AUGACGGUGGGCAUUUCCAGAGGCUAUGAGCCCGGACGAGUGCUGCUAUUCUUGCCCACCACCGACAUAGGUCUCAAGCACGCCCUUUUGGCAGAAGAUGCCUCGCUACAGCCGGACCUCCAAGAAGCGUCCCGCCUGCUUGCCGAAGCAGAGGCGUCUCUGAGCAGGGGACGUAUCGAGGAUUCCCAGUCUGUCGCCAAGAAGGCCCUGGAACAGUUUCGGGCCUGCAAGAGCGCCCAAGGCGUGGCCGAUGCUACCCGCGUGGCCAUGUGUGCGCUGGCAGAAUUCGAGUCCCGCAAGGAGGCUCUCGCCUUAGGCCAGGAGCAUCUCAAGGACGUCCGUGCAGCUGGAAACAAAGAGCAGGAGGCCAUGGCCCUGCAGUCCCUUGCAGAGGUGGCCACCUUCCGCUGCCGAGGGGAUCUUCGGGACUCCGCCCUGGCCUGGGCCGAUGAGGCUGUGACGCUCCAGAGAGAGCUCGGCAACAAGAAGCUAGAAGGCUUCGCCCUCUUGGCUGCUGCUUCCGCAUGCACGCAGAAGAGUGUGAAGGCACAUCAGCGGAAGCACUACCUGCGUGCCAUCAAGUCGCUGAAGGCCGCGAUUCAGCUGUUCACUGAGUGUCCAGAGGAGGACGUGGUUGGGCGCAGCGGAGAGGCCAGGGCGCUCCAUGGCCUGGCCUCGGCGACUGGCCGGUUGGAGGAUUUUCGGAAGUCUGUCUCGCACGCCCGCGAAGCGGCGGCGAUGUUCCAACAGCUGGGCCUUAGAAAAGAGGAGGGGCUCGAGCUCGAGUUUCUAGCGCGGCUGCAGCUGCAAUUGGGCCACUACAAG
Molecule: messenger RNA, 825 nt
Organism: Symbiodinium sp. CCMP2456
Lineage: Eukaryota; Dinophyceae; Suessiales; Symbiodiniaceae
Source: the annotation of a GenBank genome assembly